Molecule: messenger RNA, 11445 nt
Organism: Spirodela intermedia
Lineage: Eukaryota; Viridiplantae; Streptophyta; Magnoliopsida; Alismatales; Araceae
Source: the annotation of a GenBank genome assembly
AUGCCACAGAUCACUGGUAUCAGACUGCUCCUCCCUUCCUGUUCUCCGGCAAGACCUCUAUCGGCCUCCGCAAAUCUCUUCAGGUUCUCCUUCGCCUCGUCCCUUGGGUGUAGAUUCUCACUCGCCACCCAGAGACCUCGCCAAUCUCUGUCCAUAUUCUCGUCGUCUUCGUCUUUUGAUUGGAGAGGGAGGAGACCCGGCAACUUCCUUCCUCAGAGGAGGAGGAGCAGCAGCGACGGCGACCUCGCAAGGGAGAGGCGGGAGAGUAAGGGAUCGACGGAAAUGGAACUCGAGGGUGCGACUUUUAACAGGAAGAGAGCCGAGGGAAGGGAUCGGAGCGCCAAACCGAGAAACCUGCAGCUCAAGGUCCGGAAGCUGAACCCUGUCAGCACCAUCUGCUAUGCCCAGGUAAAGGUGAUUCAGUCGUGAGACGGGAGCUACUGUUUACUUAUUUUCAACUUUCAGCAUUUGGAAAAAUUGGUAACCACAAAGUUUUUGAGGCUGAUUUACUAGUUGGGAACAGGGAGUUCUCAAUUCUGAAAAUAAAAUUUACUCUUGACUCGGUUUCUAUUUAGUAAGAUUUUUCUGACCCGGGUUCUUGCACUUCAAACUUUUCUCCAUUUAUUUUCUCUCAUUUAUUAUCUUAUAUUUUUCCACUCAAAAGUAUUUUUAGCUUAUUUUCUCUCUCAUUUUCAUCGUGCCCAUUAGAUUCUGGGGACUGGCAUGGAUACGCAGGAUACUUCACCCUCGGUACUGCUCUUCUUUGACAAGCAGAGAUUCAUUUUCAAUGCUGGUGAGGUCAGUAAGAACAUGUGAGUUUUGUUUGCCUUCUGGCAUGCUACACGAUUAUAAUUUCAAAGCUCAGCCGCUGAUAAAAAUUUGACUUUGAACUUUUCCGCGUUCUUCGAAUUGGAAGCAAACUUCGUUUGAUUACUUCAAAUGGGAGUUUAAAUACUUAUUCAUGCUACACUCAAUGAACUGAUCUCAAUAAGCUUUGUAUAUGCUGUAUCCUAUGGAUAGACAUUCUGUCUUAAGCAUGUAAUGAAGAACGGGAGAUGAAUUUCUUGUAAACAGUGUUAUAUAGGGAAUUUUUGUUGAUAAAAAAAUAAAAUUAAGGUUCUUUCUAGAACACUUGAAAUUGGUUGUCAUAAAGAUAGCCACCUACAAUUCUAACAUAUUUAUGACCAAGGCAUCUCCUAGUGAACUCAGAGAAAGCACAUUUGCACAGAAUUCACCCUAUCGAGUGAUCAAAAUUAUCUUGUAUAAACAGUGGUAUGUAUCUCGUUAAUUUGAAUCACUACUUGCAUCUUGCCCCACGUAUUCCUGUAAUAUGACGUAGAGGAAAGCAGGGAAUAUAGAUAUGCUAGCACUGUUUUACCAGAUGCCCAGUGAAGCCAGGUUGGCCUUUGACUAUUUCUGGCAUCGUCUCUUUUCUUUCUUUGAACUACAGGGCCUUUUAGUGGGGUGCCUUUAGUUUGAUUUCUCAGUGGUUCGCUUCAGAUGAAUUUUCCUUUCAUGAAUCCAUUUUUCUGCUUCUCCUUCUAGGAAGAUAAUAUGCUGUUGAUUAAUAUGGCUAAUUAGAAAUGGAUUAGGGAUUAAUUUAGCGACAGAGAGGAGUAAAAAAACUGGUGCUACUUAACGCAAAGGAAAUUGGUACCUUGAAAAAGAGUGUGGUAUUACUAUUUUUCCGGCCCUACUUGUUGAGAAGCUGCCUCUGUAAUCUGGAAACUGUACACUUAGUUUUCAACAGUCAUCCUGUUUCUUUAUAAUCAUAAUAGGCUUAGAAUUCUUUGGUGAAUUGUGAAAAUGUUGCAAACCAGUAUGCAUAAUGCUUUUUUUUUUAGAAUCACGCUUUCUGCAUAUAUGGAUAUUUUGGUCUCCUUUUUCAUCGCUGAAGAGAUGUAAUUUUCUUUGGUGGGUUUGGUAUCCCUUCUAAAGUUUGACUAUUAUUGUUGAUGGUCAACGAAAAAUUUACCAUCCAGUUUCUCAUUAGGAAACCAAGUACUAUUGUAAAUCAUACUCUAGACCUUCAAUCAAACUGUCUACAUAAUUUGUUUUCGAAUGAUUUUCUUCAACCUUUUACCUGUUAUAUCCACUUUUUAAAAUUCAGGGCUUACAACGGUUCUGCACUGAACACAAGAUUAAAUUAUCAAAGGUAUGUGAUCGGUGUUGUGCCAAUAUUUUUUUUCUGUUUUGUUAUGCCAAAUGCAUAGUCUAAUGCGUGCCUCUUCUCUGUUGAUCCUUCAGAUUGAUCAUAUGUUUCUGACCCGUGUUUGCUCAGAAACUGCUGGUGGUCUUCCAGGUACGUAUGUAAAUUGAUCUCCGGUGCCAUUUAUCCUUAUCUUUUAAAUAUUGAAGAAUUAUCUGCCCAACUAAUUUGAUGACAAAAAAUUCCAACUAGGUUAAGGGUUUUUAUUUACCUGCAGGUCUUCUAUUAACCUUGGCUGGUAUUGGUGAGGAAGGGAUGUCUGUAAGUGACAUAAUUUCUUACUGGAUAGCUAUCUAUCUGUUUUAGUUUAAUAUGUUUGUCAUUAUAGUCAUUCUGAAUCACACGUUGGCUGGGCUUUUAGUUUAAUAUGAAAGUUUUUCAGCCAAAUCCUGUUUCUUCUCAGGGGAGCCAGGAUAAAAACACUAAUUUUUUUUCUGUACCUCAUACAAUCUAAUUUUCCAGAUGUGUUUUCACCGUUGUUCUUUUAUACAGGAUUUCGACCACUUAACAAUGGCUUGCCAAAAGAAAAAGAGAAGAAUGUCUAUGGCGUAGUUUUGUACAGCUUUUAUGCAAAUCUUUCAAACAAAUGUGGCUCACUAGCUUACCUGAGGGUCUGAUUCUCAUUUUUCUGAAGUCCCCUUCAUACGGGUGCCAUAAAUAAUCAUUUUUAAGGACUUGAGUGUGAAAGGGAUUUUUGUUCUUAAUGUCUUUUGCCUUUAGAAGCAGAAAAACUGUGGAUCUAGAACAGAAUUGAUGGCCAAUUGGUGUCCUGGCUAUAGGAGGAGAUGCAUGAAUAGUAACUGACGCAAACUAUACAAGGAUGAACAGUUGGGAAAAAAUCUCUUCUAUACUCAAAUCAUAGAACAAUUGCACAUUUUCCCCAAAUCAUACGUAAUUACCCUGACCACAAAAAAGGUAACUACCUAGGUUAAGGAACUGACCUACUAGGUAACUACUAACAGACUAAGAAACUGGCCAAAAGACACUAACUCCUAAUUACAUAUUUUUCCCAUACUUACCCUCAAGCUGCUGAACAGCCAUCUUCCAUUCCCAGCUUGAAUACAAUACUCUGAAAUACUGGACUACUUAGUCCUCUCGUAAGUACAUCUUCAAGUUGGCCAUGUGCUGAUGCAUGAGGUGUGCAAAACAAUCUGCCAUCCAACUUCUCCUUGAGGAAGUGUCUGUCAUUCUUGACGUGUUUUGUUCAAUCAUAUUGUACUAGGUUGUGAGCAAUGAUCAUUUCAGAUUUGUUAUUAUAACAGAUUCUCAAUGGGCCAUCCCACUUGUUCUUCAAGCAAAAUAGUUCAUGCAGACCUUGGGCCAAAUGUGGUACUACGAAGGAUGCUUUUGAAUGGGAAGCAGAAGUGGACCUGAAAAGCAAUCAGAUUUCUAAUGGUUUAAUAGAAGAACGACGAUGUUAGAACCUGUAGAAGAAAUGGGCUAGAAUCUCUAAACAUCAUGGAGAUCACUGGACCAUAUAUUCAGGUGGGAUUUUUGAUUCCCGGUUUUAGUUUCUGGCAUGUUCCCAGUUGGCCAAUAAUUGAUAAUUGUUGAAAGAGGGGAUGCUUUAAAAUAGUAGACAUUGACUAGGAAUUUCUGUAUGGGUUUGGAGAGCAAUGGCUUAGACUGAAGAUAAGGGUGGAUGACGCAAGGGAAGAGAAACUGUGUAGGUACCUGGAGAACUGCUAGAUUAGAGGGCGGUGUCUCAUAGAAAGGUUUUACCAGAGUGAGGUUGGGAGGCUUGAAGAUCUUGAAAACUGAAUGACUGAGGCAUCCAAAUGAAGUAGGCUGGACAACAUAAAGAAGAAUACAGAAAUGUUGGAAAAAAAACUAUGACCACCUUGUUUGUUGAGGACAUUUUCUGAGGGAUGGAGGAGCUGUGGUCGGUUACGAUUAACCACUUAAUCAGAGGUGCAGGUAAGAGAUGCAGAACGUCUGUGCAAAACUGUAGUUGGAUUCAAGGGUGGCCUGGGUACACUGAUUGCAUAUUGGAAGAAAUCUAUGAGUACUGGCCGAUCUGUACCGGGAGUGGCCAGUUAUAGAAAAGCAGUGGAUGGAGCGGUAACACUGUAUUCCAUAUAGAAUUUGCUUGAAACCAGUGUUUGACAGCUUGCUCCAAAUUGAAAAAUCCUAUUGUAGAUCCAAAUGGCAGACCACAACAAGAAAAUUCCAGUUUUCCUUCUCUCACAUCCUGGCAGAAUGGGAAAAUGACCAGAACCGAAAAUAGUCGCAGCAAAUAUGUGGUAUCUGGGUUACAGUUUUUUUCAAAGAGCUCAACAUUGGCAUUAUGUUUCUAAUUUAGUAUGAUUUUAAGCCCCUGGCCAAGUGCUCUGUCUCUUUCAUUUGUACUCUCGCAGGAUGUUUUCGCACCAUCUAUCAAAUGGGUCUCUGCCCUCCAAUAGUAUUCUAUAUUUGCAUUAAUAGGAUAGUGUUUCCUUACCGCCUUAAAAACACGUGUAAUUAAACAGUCAUAAACUGUGCUGAUUGCUAUUUACCUUCCAAUUUUGCUGUCAAGCAUUGCACAUUUACCUCUACCAGUUGAAUAUAUUGAUUUUAUUGUGGCUUUGCUGUUUCAAGGUCAAUAUAUGGGGACCAUCUGAUUUUAAGUACUUUGUGGAAGCAAUGCGCUCAUUCAUUCCAAAUGCUGCUAUGGUUCACACUCAUAGCUUUGGUGGUACAACUGAUGACAACAGGGCAGACUCGUCAAAUUCUGGGGCUGUUAGGUCGCUGACAAACCCAAUUGUUCUCAUUGAUGAUGAGGUUGUCAAGAUAUCUGCUAUUCUCCUUCAUCCCUCCUUUUCUGGAGAAUGUGCUGAUAAAAUGGAUGUUGCUAAUAUUGCAAACUCAGAUAACUUGGAUUUGCAAAGUAAAGCUAGAUCUUCACUGAAACCUGGAGAUAUUGCCGUGAUUUAUGCAUGUGAGUUGUCUGAAAUCAAGGGAAAGUUUGACCCUCUUAAAGCUCAGGCACUUGGGUUGAAACCUGGACCAAAAUAUCGUGAACUGCAACUUGGCAAGUCAGUCAAGUCUGAUCGUCUUGACAUCAUGGUAAGCCAAUAUCUACUACUUUUAGCUCAUAUGAUUUUUUCUGCACUUCUGCACGUAUGCCCUCUCUCCCGAACCCAAGCCCAAAUCAACCUUCUAAAACCAAAUGUAAAAGGGCAAAAGAGAUGUAAUGGAAUUUUCACAUGAGCUGCUUCUGAGUUCUGGUUGCACAUUCUGCUUGCAGAUUCAUCCAAGUGACGUUCUUGAUCCAUCAAUCCCUGGCCCAAUUGUACUUCUGGUUGACUGCCCCUCAGAAGCUUAUUUACAAGAGCUGUUGUCUUUACAAUCUCUCAAUCCGUACUACACAAAUUUCAUGGACCAGUCAAAUGAGGAAUCCAAGUCUGUGAACUGUGUGAUCCACUUGGGCCCUGCAUCUGUUACCAAGACUGCACAAUACCGGAGCUGGAUGAAAAGAUUUGCUGGUGCACAGCAUAUUAUGGCUGGGCAUGAAAUGUAAGUCAUGCGUCUUGCAAAAACUCAGUAAUUUCUUUUGGUGUUCCGUAACACUUUCUUUCAUAUCGUUCUCUUAGAUAUCAAUGAUAUGCUAUCAGUGCGGAUGGUCUGUACAUACAUGUAACACUUGUAUGGUCAAUGUACUCUAAUCUUUGUGUGUAAAAUGACGUUAUAUUUGUGCUCGUUCAGCGUACCAUUUUUCAUGGGCACUAUGGCCUUCGUUCACUGAAUGAGUGAAAUGUUACCUUGUAGUGGCGGUUCUAGUAGUAGAUAGAUUGGCUGUGAGUAUCAAAGCAUCUAUCAAAGGAAGAAUUAUCUGGUACUUGCUGCCCCUGUUCUUUCUUACUAGCUGGUGGAGGAAGAUUCAGCGGACUUAUGCAUUGCUUGAUUGGCUACUUUUGGAUUUUGCACCAAACUUGCUCUUUGAGAUGGGAAACUUGCUGUUCCUGAUGGAAAUCUCCUGUCCGACUUUACAGCCCCCCUCUCUUUUCAUAAUCUUUCACAGACAACUGAAAAUGUCCUCAUUGGGUCCACCUACGGUGUCAUUUCUCCUACAUUCCGCUAUUUACUUUAAUGUUGCUCACAACCAGCUAUAAGGCUAUGCUUGCAAACAUUUCUUGUUCGAUGUAGUUUCUUUUGGUCUAAGAUUGCAACCCUGGUCCCUGGAUCCAGUCUGUUCAAACGUGAAUUUUCCCGUGUCCGUGCUUAGCCAAUGUUGGUGUAGACUUAUUUCAGCCAGUUUCAAUCUAUCCCCUCCCUUAUCCUCACAGAAUGUGAUUAAACUAUGUAUUUUGUCCACAAUUCAAAGUGACAGUCAUGUAAUCCAAUGAAGAAAAUAUCUGGCAAUCCACCGGGUUUUUUUAAAAUUUGUGAUUGAAAACACUAGUCACAUGAAGAUGUCUCACUCCAUCCCUCAGUCUAUAGGGUCUGUGCAAGUUAGAAAUGCCUAAAAUUAAAGCAUCCCGUUCUGUACUAAGAUUACACUUAGAAAUGAGGCAUCAACGGUAUUAAGAUAAUAUUCUUUUGACAACCAUUGAUAACCAUUGUUAAAGAAAAAUAUACUAACUUUCUUUCAGGCAUUGACUCUUGGGAUUGUAUCCUCAAUAUGUGCUUUCUGCGAAAAUAAAAGGAGAAAUAAUAUUUUACUUGUUAUAAAUUAUACAUAUGGAGUUUCCUUGAAAAUCAUGCUUUAUAAUGUUCUGAUUUUAGUCUCUGUUAAAGUGUUGUGGAUCCUCAGUAAAUUAUGUUGAACUCUACUUAGUUUAUAAGCUGGUAGUGACAGUCUUUUGUAGAAAGUUUUUUUGUUGUAGGGAAGAGCUAGGGUUUCAAAAAUAGUUUGUCUAGCAUUACAACAUUUGUGAACUUUGCUAAUGAUGUCCAUAAAAUCUGUAUUAUCACGGGUGAUCAAAUAAUUUUGAUGAUUCAUGAAAUUAUAAAUUUUACAUGUAACAUCCAUUCCUUGUCUUUCGGUCCUCGCUCAGAGCCACUAAUCAGUGCUAGUUAUCCAGAGUUGCCAUCAAUAAUCAAAAACAAUUAAGGACACUAGCUACAACACGGUUUUAGUGUCAAUGAUCAGUAUUUUUGGCACUAAGUGCUAAUGUAAUCUUUUUGUUCCUUUUGGAAGUAUCCAUUGGUGAAAAAAUACUCUCUUUUCAGGUCCUUGAAAAGAUUUAGGAGAGUGUGUAUAGGCAAACAUAGCAAAAAAAAUCUGUUCUCACAUAAACUUAUCCAUCAUUUCCAAAAUCACUCAUGAAUCAAAUCCACCAAAAAAAUUCGAGGUCAAGUCUAGUAAAUAUAUAAUAAGUUUAUCACAGAUUACUUAUUUGAAAAUGCCUUUUCGUCAUUUUUUUUUAGUUAGAGGAUAAUCCGACCUAAUCAAAUAAUAAAAAAAGUUCUACUGAAGUCUUCUGUGAUAAUUAGUUUAAACCUAGAAUUUUUUUUGAAUGACAUUCAAAAAAAUGCCUCAAUUUUUUUGAAAGACUCAAUUGGCUUCCUAUAGCUGUUUAUUAUCUUUUUCAUAUUAAAAUGACAUUCUCAUAUCUGAAAUUCCUUAGCAAUCUUGACUUGUUUCUCAGCUUAAGGGAAGAGGAGCCUAGCUCACUGUCAGUGACAGUAUGCUCAACACCUCAAUGUAACAAAUUGAAACAAAUAUAAACCGAGGUCUGGGAACAGCCAUAUUUUUUUUAAUUUGAAUCAGAUGUUAUGCUACUGCACUUCUUUGACCAACUUUUUCUAGAAAUCGGAUCAGACAGAAUGCAUGAUAGGUAUGUUUUCUGUGUGACCAUUCGGCUGCGAACAUAUGGAGGUAGGAAUAAUGACUUGGUAACUAGUAGGCCCAUUGAGUGUAGACUUCGGAAAGGAAUGUGGCAAGACUAAGGAGUGAUGCAUGUCGCUUGUGAGAAGCUGGGGAAUCAUGACUGCUCGUUUGCUUCCAAUUUUUCUUUGGAAAUUCUUGAGUAAGUUUUCUUUGGAUAACGUAAUAAAGUUAUCGUCUUGUUUGGCUACACGUAAUCAUUCUUUCUUUUUCUGAGUGCAUACUUGGACUAAUUUUUUUCUUUUUUUGAAUAACGUGGAGUGGUAUCUCUGUUUUAUGCUCAAUUUCAGACGUUUUUGUCUUCUCUUUGAUUGGGGGAGUUAACAUUCUUUUAAGAACUAAUUCUUUUUCCUUUUCGUCCUGGCAGAACUAAAUCUUCUUUUGCUUCUCUAAAGAACGAAAGUUUUCUUUAUUUGCUUCUUUGAAGUUACUGGAAAUCCAUUUAAGGUUUCCCUCGCCCGAUUUAUCAACAUCACUUAAACCAUAUAUCUACAGGGGGUUUAGACUCUACUUUAUAUUGUUUAGGUUUGAAGGUUUCUAUUUCAGCUUCUAAUGUGUAUUAUUCCUGAUUAUAAUACAGAAAAAAUAUUCAGAUCCCGAUUCUUAGAUCCAGUGCAAGAAUCACAUCAAGGCUUAAUUACCUUUGUCCCCGUCUCUUUCCAACGCAAGGAUUUUGGUCUGUUCAGCACCCUAGUAGCUUCCUUCAAGACUCCAAUGCUUCCACAGAGGUUUUUCCUUUUAUAAUUUCCACUAUUGUACUAUUUAAAUUGAUCAGGAUUGAUGUGCCAUGCUGGUGUCCUGAUAAUUUAGCAUUUUUUAUCUUUUCAGGAUUCAUCUCCCAUUGUUUGUGAAACCAUAUCUGCAGAAAAUCUUUUGAAGGUAUGAACAUGGUGCACCUCUCUUAAUGAGAGGGUUGUCACAUUAAGUCUUAGAGAUUACUUGCUUGCAGUUUUGCAAGUGAGGAUUUUUUUUGUUUUUACCUUUGCCUGUAGAAUCAACCAUACAGGAUAUAUCAAGUUCUUUUAGACUUUCGAGUAUGUGUUCUGCACAUUGACUUCAUUAGUGUAUUUGAAGUUAGCAUCGGCAUGUGAUAGUUUAUCUGCAGCUCUGAGGCAGGAAUUUCCCUAUUAUGCCUUAGAUAUAUUUGGCAUGCUUAUGCGCAUAUGUGCUAUUUGUGGAAUGUUUAUUUGGUGAGACGCGUUAUUAUUUCUUGUAGAUUAUGUAAUGAGUUUUGAGUCCUAGCUAUCCAUAUUUGAAAUCCAUGCGGCUGGUUCAGGAGAGGAUUGAGACCAAACCAGUAUAAGAAAGAAAAUUCAAGAUCAUGUUAGUAUUCAGGAUCUUACUUUUUUUAUAAUGUAAUAUAAAGUGGUUUAAUUCAAAGAGUAUUAUUUAAUGAUUAGUAGCCUCUAUUUUCGUAUAGGUUAGACUUCAGUCCUGGAGUUGGUAAGCUUUGCUGCUGCUCCUCAACAGCAUCACCAGCUGAAUCAGUGAGAAUCAGUGUUGUGAAGAAGUAGGUCGCUAAAGUUACCCGGGCAUGCUGAAUUCCUCACUAUUGAACCUAAUAUAUAGAUACACGUAUUUGUACAGCAUCUAUCUCUCCGUCUUCUGUCUGGAGCGUUUGUGACAUGGUGCCUCCUUUUUUUUUUUUUUUGGCCCUGUAAUUAAUACCUUUUUACCCUGACUUCCUUUCAGUUUCAUCUUCGCCCGUAUUCCCAGCUGGGCCUGGAUAGAUCCGUCAUCCCAAGCUCAUUGACAGCCGAAGGAAUAGUCGACGAACUCAUCUCAGAAAUUCCUGAGAUCACUGAUGCUUCAAGGAUUGUUAGUCAGCUGUGGUGUGGCUCAGGUGAUUCCAUGCACAGAUCAUCUGCAAACGAUAACAUGAUUGAAGAACCAUGGAUGACUGAGAAUGCAGUGAUGUCGGAUAGCUGUAAGAUGAGUCAGCAGAGAGUUAUAUCUGAAGGCAUUCAUGUCGAUCAUGACUCUGAUGUACCAAGCUGCCUGGAAGAUAUCACACGGGAGGACAUGGAAAUUGUUCUCUUGGGAACAGGUUCUUCACAGCCAUCAAAAUACCGGAAUGUAAGCUCUGUGUACGUUAAUCUUUUCUCAAGAGGAAGCUUGCUCUUAGACUGCGGUGAAGGCACAUUGGGACAACUGAAGAGAAGGUCAUUACUUUGCUCAUACUGCACAAAUAUACUUGCUUAUCUUCAUUAAUUUUCCUAUGAUCUUACUUUUCUGAUGCUGGGCGCUCAGAUUUGGCAUGAAAGACGCCGAUGAUGCUGUGAAAGCCUUGAACUUUAUCUGGAUAUCUCAUAUUCACGCUGAUCAUCACACCGGCCUGGCAAGGAUCCUCGCACUACGUGCUGAAUUGUUGAAGGGAGUCCCACACGAGCCUGUGCUCGUGAUUGGGCCAAGACUGCUGAAGAGAUUUCUUGAUGCGUAUUCCAGGCUGGAAGACCUUGACAUGCAGUUCUUGGACUGCAGGUACACCACGGCCGCAUCAUUUGAUGCUGUCGCAGGUUCCCUUGGACUGGGGGGGAACACCCCCGAGCUAGGGAAGAAUAAUAACAAGCUUGAUGGGGCUGGCCGUGUGGAGAACACCUUGUUCUCAAAGGGGAGCAGGAUGGAGAGCUGCUGGAAGCGGCCGGCGAGCCCAGUUGACACUGCCACCAUGGUCCCUCUUUUAGCAAAGCUGAAACGGGUGCUGCAUCGGGCAGGCUUGGAUGCUCUGUUCAGUGUCCCAGUGGUGCACUGCCCACAGGCAUUUGGCGUCGUCGUGAAGGCCGCUGAGAGGACCAACCGCGUUGGAAAGACCAUACCCGGAUGGAAGAUGGUGUAUUCAGGCGACACAAGGCCAUGCCAAGCAAUCGUGGACGCCUCUCGGGAUGCAACAGUCUUGAUUCACGAGGUACUCAGCUUCAUUAAGUCUCGACCUUCUUCCUUGGUACAAUCUUCUGGGUCUCUCCGUCCCUAGCUUUCGAUAAAUCCGUGAUCUUUUUUCUGGGUCUUUCUGGGUCUCUGUUUCAACCACUGUGGAGUCGAAAAAUGGAAGCUUUAUGAUGUGGAACAGUCCUUGGCCAUGAAACUGAGGCAUUCUUGUUGUUCUCUGCUCUCUCAGGCGACCUUCGAGGACGGGCUGGAAGAAGAAGCCUUGGCGAGGAACCACAGCACGACCAUGGAAGCCGUCAACGUGGGCACCUCGGCAGGCGCCUACCGCAUCAUCCUCACUCACUUCAGCCAGAGGUACCCGAAGAUCCCUGUCUUCGACGAGAAGCACAUGAAGAACACGUGCAUCGGCUUUGACAUGAUGAGUGUCAACGUGGCUGACUUGUCCGUGCUCCCAAGGGUCCUCCCUUACAUCAGGCUGCUCUUCAAGAACGAGAUGGCCCUCGAUGAGUCAGAAGAGGCCCUCGUCGCUGCAGCCAAUUAA